Molecule: messenger RNA, 636 nt
Organism: Cooperia oncophora
Lineage: Eukaryota; Metazoa; Nematoda; Chromadorea; Rhabditida; Trichostrongylidae
Source: the annotation of a GenBank genome assembly
AUGCUGAAAUCAUUCAAGUACCUCCCAGUACCCAAACACACGAAGGAUACGUUGGCGGCAACGGAGGCAAUGGCGGCAACGGAGGCAAUGGCGGCAACGGAGGCAAUGGCGGCAACGGAGGCAAUGGUGGCAACAAUCGGUGCGAUUCAUGCUGUCUUCCCGGAGAACCCGGACCCGCAGGAACUCCCGGUCACCUGGUCGUCCAGGAAAGCCCGGAGCACCUGGACUUCCAGGAAACCCAGGACGACCCAUCCACAGCAGCCUUGUUACCCCGUCACUCCUCCACCAUGCAGACAAUGCCCACGUGGACCACCCGGUCCUCCCGGACCCCAAGGUCCUUCUGGAGACGCUGGCCGCGACGGACUCCCAGGAGCUCCAGGAAAUGCUGCUCAGCCCGGACCUCCUGGACCCAAGGGAUCACCAGGACCAAAUGGAAACCCUGGAUAUCCUGGUGCACCAGGGCAGCCUGGAAUUCCCGCUAUUUCAACACCUCUUGUUCCUGGAGAACCUGGACCCGCUGGAAGUCCCGGCCCUCAAGGUCCACCUGGACCAAGUGGACAGCCCGGUCAGCCUGGAUCCGACGGCCAACCAGGACCCAAAGGAAACAGAGGAGCUGACGGACAGCCAGGCGCCUGA